Rhizophagus irregularis DAOM 181602=DAOM 197198 is the source of this 408-nucleotide messenger RNA. RefSeq lists its product as uncharacterized. The record is from RefSeq and is a predicted model, not a curated record. Lineage: Eukaryota; Fungi; Glomeromycota; Glomeromycetes; Glomerales; Glomeraceae.
ACUAUGACUAUAAUUCAAAAGCUAUUUGUGACUAUUAUUGGAAUAUGCUUGAUCCUUGCCUCGUCAAGGGACCUAUUCCUCCGGAAGAGAGAAAACGUAUUUGCGAAUUGGUUGAAGAAUAUCUAAGAACAAACGGCUCUAUUCCAUCCCAAAUUCCAUGGAAGGGUUUACAACCUAAGGUGCAAACGGAAUUUGGUAAAUUACGCUCGCGAAAUAGUCUUAAAAAUGUUUGGAACUCUAAUAAAAGGCGUACCAAAAGAUUAGUUAAAAGAAAUGACCAACUCGCUUUUCCAAUUAAUGAAUCUGGAACUUACACCAAACAAGAAAAACUUGAACUUCGAUACCUGUUGAAUAAAGAAGAUGAAAAUGAUAAAAAUGAAGAUAUGGAUUUAGAUAAAUAAGUGUUAG